AUGGUUUGCGUCACCGGCUCCUGCCGUUUUCUCCUUCGUUUCUUUCCCCUUGUCUCUUUCCACAUACGUGCCAUUCACAAUUUACUUGACACUUAUCAUUUUUUUUAUUUUAAACUUCCUAAUUACUCGCAUUUUCUUUUUUUUUUCUUUUUAAUUUUUUCUUUCUUUCUUCGUUUCUUCUAUUUCCUUUUUUUUUCUAUCUUUCUCUCCGUUACUUUCUUUAUUACUUUCUUUCUGUCUUUCUCUCUGUUUCUUCUUUCUUUAUUACUUUCUUUCUUUCUUUGUCUCUUCUAUUUUUUCUUUCUUUCUUUCUUUCUUUCUUUUUUCUUUCUUUCUUUCUUUCUUUCUUUUUAUAUUUCUCGUUUUUUUUUCUUUCUUUUUCCUUUUCCUUUUUAUAUUUCCUUUCUUUCUUUCUUUCUUUCUUUUUUUUUUCUUUCUUUCUUUCUUUUCGUCUCUCUUUUCUUUCUUUUUUCAUUUCUCUUUCUUUUCUUUCUUUCUUUUCUUUCUUUCUUUUCUUUCUUUUUUUUCUUUCUUUUUUUCGUUCUUUUUUAUUUCUUUUCCUAA
This is a messenger RNA of Acanthosepion pharaonis, 564 nucleotides long. Lineage: Eukaryota; Metazoa; Mollusca; Cephalopoda; Sepiida; Sepiidae. The record is from the annotation of a GenBank genome assembly.